GCUCGGUUCACUGACUUUCCACGCUUUCCUUCUUCAGCGCGGCGAGAUGGCGGAGAGAGACAUCGACGACCUCCCCAAGAAUCCGGCGAACUUCACGGCCCUCACUCCGCUCUGGUUCCUCGACCGCGCUGCCCUCGUCCACCCGAACCGCCCUUCGGUCAUUCAUGGCUCCGUCCGCUUCACCUGGGCCGAUACCUAUCGCCGUUGCCGCCGCCUUGCUUCAGCUCUCUCCCGCCGCUCCAUCGGACCUGGAUCCACGGUAGCUGUAAUUGCGCCAAACAUCCCAGCAAUAUAUGAAGCUCACUUUGGAGUUCCAAUGGCCGGAGCGGUGGUGAAUUGUGUAAACAUUCGGUUAAAUGCAUCAACCAUUGCUUUUCUCCUGGACCAUUCUUCUGCUGAAGUAGUCAUGGUCGACCAAGAAUUUUUCACGCUAGCAGAGGAAUCUUUAAAAAUUAUAGCCGACAAAAAGAAAAAUGCUUUCAGGUCUCCACUUCUAAUCGUCAUAGGUGAUCAAAGUUGUGAUCCCAGAUCACUUCAAAAUGCUCUUAGCAAAGGUGCUAUCGAAUAUGAGAAAUUUCUAGAGACCGGAGAUCCUGAAUUUCAUUGGAAACCCCCAAAGGAUGAAUGGCAAAGCAUUGCUUUAGGUUAUACUUCCGGAACUACAUCAAGCCCAAAGGGUGUAGUAUUACAUCACCGAGGAGCUUACCUUAUGGCUCUAAGCGACGCCCUCAUCUGGGGAAUGAAUGAAGGGGCUGUUUAUUUGUGGACUCUACCUAUGUUCCAUUGCAAUGGUUGGUGUUACACAUGGUGUCUUGCAGCUCUUUGUGGAACUAGUAUAUGUCUUCGUCAGGUAUCACCGAAGGCCGUUUAUUCUGCCAUUGCAAAUCAAGGUGUGACUCACUUUUGUGCAGCUCCAGUUGUGCUCAAUUCCAUACUCAAUGCACCACCGAGUGACAUCAUCCAACCUUUACCUCGCAUUGUCGAUGUUAUGACUGCUGGUGCAGCUCCUACUCCGUCACUGAUUGCCGCCUUCUCCCGCCUUGGCUUUCGAAUCACUCACACCUAUGGCCUAUCUGAAACUUACGGUCCUUCAACUGUAUGCGCUUGGAAGCCCGAGUGGAACCAACUCCCGCCUGAAACACAAGCUAGUCUCCAUGCCCGUCAAGGUGUUCGAUACAUUAGCUUGGAAGGCCUGGAUGUUGUCAACCAGAAGACAAUGGAACCAGUACCUGCAGAUGGCACUACACUCGGCGAGAUUGUAAUGCGAGGUAAUUUAGUUAUGAAAGGCUACUUGAAAAACCCGAAAGCAACACAAGAAGCCUUUGAACAUGGUUGGUAUCAUUCCGGUGAUAUCGGUGUCAAACAUCCAGACGGAUACAUAGAAGUCAAGGACCGGGCAAAAGACAUAAUCAUCUCCGGCGGCGAGAACAUUAGCAGCUUAGAGGUUGAGAAAAUUCUGCACAUGCAUCCAUCAGUGCUGGAAGCUGCAGUUGCAGCUCGUCCGGACGAACAAUGGGGGGAAUCUCCGUGCGCAUUUGUGACUGUGAAGAACAAUAUCAGUACUAAAGAUCAUACCGAACUCAGUAAAGACAUAAUAACAUUUUGUCGAUCGAAGAUGCCACGGUACUGGGUGCCAAAAUCUAUAGUCUUCACACAGUUGCCGAAGACAGCCACCGGCAAGGUUCAGAAACAUGUGUUGAGAGCAAAAGCCAAGGAAAUGGGGCCUGUGAAGAAAAGCAAAAUGUAGUAAGAAUCUGCAGAAGUUUCUCAUGAAUAAAUUUUCUUAAGCAGUGUUUGAUGGGAUUAAAGAAUAAAGUUUUAUUUAUUUACAUGAUUUGUAUAUGCAAAUACUUGCAGUUAUGUAUGUUAAUGUUGUUCUGUAACUAAAUGAAUGGAAUAGUUGCUGAGAUAAUCAGAGACAUUCAGAAAUAAAUAACAGUUAAUUAUAA
This is a messenger RNA of Dioscorea cayenensis subsp. rotundata (Guinea yam), 1949 nucleotides long. RefSeq names its product acetate/butyrate--CoA ligase AAE7, peroxisomal. NCBI's taxonomy places the organism in Eukaryota, Viridiplantae, Streptophyta, Magnoliopsida, Dioscoreales, Dioscoreaceae. The transcript is spliced from 3 exons. The coding region runs from base 47 to 1747 and encodes 566 amino acids. The record is from RefSeq and is a predicted model, not a curated record.